Cadophora gregata is the source of this 1316-nucleotide messenger RNA. RefSeq lists its product as uncharacterized. NCBI's taxonomy places the organism in Eukaryota, Fungi, Ascomycota, Leotiomycetes, Helotiales, Ploettnerulaceae. The record is from RefSeq and is a predicted model, not a curated record. Bases 329 to 1165 code for a protein of 278 amino acids. The transcript has a single exon.
CUGAUAAAUACGACCAUAGGCUGGGAGGAAUGGGCAAUCUCUUCUGUCUACCGUACAGUGACAAUUGAAUACCCCCACAUUCUCCUAGGUCCUGAGAACUGAGCCCAACUACUCAACUGAUCAUUGACGCUGUCUCGGACUUCUGGAGCCGGCAGGCUGCUGUUUGUUGUUUGGUAGCGAGAGAAAGAUUAGCCCACAUCGCUGCAAGUAGUGUGUCGUGAGACGUCAUGCUUUUCGAGCCACCUGAUUUUAAAGCUUCGUGCUCUCCUAAACUCUUUCCCUUUUACAUGUAUGUCACUUUCCAAAUUCCACUUCGACUUUCCAUAUUAUGACUUCGAACAUGGCCAAUUCGAACAUGACCACCUCGAACAUGGCGCAUCAAUCCGAGGAUUUGCCGGGGUUUAGAACUUGGUUUCCGAUCAUGAUGGGCUUGUUUGGCCUCAUAAUGUUCGGAGGUUUCGGUGUCAUGAUUUAUUUCGAAAGAAGGAAAACUAAGCGACGCCGACUCAAAAACCUGCGAGAGGGCAAAUGGGUCCGCAAAUCACUCGAAGGAUGGUUUUCUGACCCGGAGACUACCAUGGCAAGACUCACCUCCCGACAGCCUGGUCAUGAACGGACCCUCGAUGCAAAUAAAAUUUCAGAUUUCUACGCAACUACCCAGGACUUCCUGGUGGAAUUCUUUGCCUUGGCAAAAGAACAGAAAGAUGAGGAAUGCAUUUACAUGGAGAUGGGAACACCUUGGUGCAGGCAAUUACGACAUAUUCUAUAUCUUCGAAAGCAAGCAUUAGCAAAGGUAUCAGAAGAAAUAAGUAAUAUGCCGAUGAGGGGGGAGAGAUUUAUGGCGGUGAGAGACUUGUACUGGGAACAUAAAUACCUGCAAAACCAUAUCAAGGACUUCUGGUCCAAUGGUUGGCCUGAUCACCCCUUGGAGUACCCUACGGAGGAAAAGUAUGGAUCAUUUUGGGUCGACGCCGAAAGUGAGUUGGAGGAUUUAUCAAGGAAAUCUAUUGAGCGUGUGUUUGAAGCAGCUUCGAAAGAUUGGGCGGAGAGGAGCGCUCGGAGAGGCAAGAGAUUCUGGAAGUUUACAAGUCUUCUGGGCUACAGUGUUGGCUAUUUCAAAGUAGGUCGAGCAAUAGAGGCUCAAAGCAGAGAGUUGGACGAUUGAAGCUGGUUUCCUUCCGCUGGUGAGGACUUAGCCACAAAAGUUACCAUUCAUUUGAGUAUGUUCAGCUUCGAUUGGAAAGCGUAUGUUGCGUUACUUCAACUUCUUCAAGGUGUGCAUACAAUAAUAUUCACAAUAAAAGAAAUCCCAAACC